Messenger RNA from Chaetomium fimeti, 1470 nucleotides. Its product is annotated as aspartic peptidase domain-containing protein. Gene Ontology annotation, biological process: proteolysis. The transcript is spliced from 3 exons. The coding region runs from base 7 to 1260 and encodes 417 amino acids. The record is from RefSeq and is a predicted model, not a curated record. Gene Ontology annotation, molecular function: aspartic-type endopeptidase activity. Gene Ontology annotation, cellular component: fungal-type vacuole. NCBI's taxonomy places the organism in Eukaryota, Fungi, Ascomycota, Sordariomycetes, Sordariales, Chaetomiaceae.
AUAAAGAUGCUGUUCUGGCUUGCUCUCCAGCUCGGCUCAGCAUGGGGCGCGGCAUUGCCGUCUUCAGAUCCAAUCCCUCAACAUCUGUCUCCAUUCCACCUAAGCGGUCACUGCAAAGGCGAGAACUGCGGGCGGCCUGUCAACAUCGACUUAGAAGUGUGGCAAAGAGGCCAGACGGAGCUGCAAUGGUACGGCGAGAUUACCGUCGGCACCCCGCCUCAAAAGUUCAAACUCAUCUUCGACACGGGCGCCUCACUCAUGUUAAUCGCCCACAAGAACUGCACCACCUGUGGCAGCCACCCUCUCUACGACCCAGCCGCAUCCCAAACCUUCUCAGCGCAUCCAGGCUACGAACUCGAAGUCACCUUCGGCAGCCAAGGCGGUGGAACGACGUCAUCCCCCGAAGUCCAAGGCGCGAACUGCACCGUAGUCACCGACACGGUGCGCAUGGCCGGGCGCGGCGUGGGCACCGAGUUCCUCAUCUGCGACAACUACUCGUCCGGGCUCCGCGAGCAGCCGCCCGACGGCAUCUUCGGCCUGGGCUCGACCCCCUACGCCCUCUGGAACGAGCUCGAGGGCCUGCCCGGGCCCGAGUUCAGCUUCUCCUUCACACCCGACCGCAAGGGCGGCAACAGCGGCAACAGCGGCAACGGCGGCGGGCGCGCGGGCGUGCUCACGCUGGGCGGCACGGACCGGUCGCAGUACAUACCCAGCACCCUCCACAAAAUCCCACUCAACUGGCCGCUGUCGGAGUCGCGGUGGCGGUGGGUGGUGGACGUGCGCGGGGCGCGCGUGGGCGGCGGCGGCACCGGCGGCGCGCCGCUGGCCAACUCGACCGACGCCGUCACGCUGGUCGACACGGGCGGCGCCACCAUCAUCACGCCCGACCGCGAGACCACGCUGGAGCUGUACGCCCGCAUGUCGCCCGACAUUCGCCCGCUCGAUGAGCGUGGGGCUUGGGGCGCGCCGUGCGACGUGCUGGACCGCGCCGCGCUGGAUGUGACGUUCACGCUGGGGAGUGCGGAUAGUCAUGUUGAUGCGGUGGUUAGGAAGGAGUAUGUGAAUGUUGGGGAGUAUCCUGGCAUGCCUGGGAUCUGCCAGGGUGUCUAUACCGACCCGGAGCGCGUUGCGCGCGAGCCGAUCCGUGGUCGUCCCGCUUGGAUCUUUGGCACCCCCUUGCUGAGGUCGUACUACACCGUUUGGAAUGGCGCUGACCACACGUUGGGGUUUGCGACUCCAUCUCCACGCGAUCAGUACUGAAUAUUGGGGUUCGGUGGUGUUUGUUGGCUGGGCGGAGGGUAUGUUGGGGUCGCUUGACUUGCUCGGGUGGAAAGGGGUUAGGGGUCAGGGGUUCGCUUCACCGACGCCGACAGGUUCGAUAGUUUAUAUCUUUCUUUCUUGCCUUUACGCCCACGAGAUACUGUUGCGACAUGUGGUUUGCGUUCUCGUGUCAAACAAUUGAUCACCAGU